Messenger RNA from Volvox carteri f. nagariensis, 1101 nucleotides. RefSeq lists its product as uncharacterized. The record is from RefSeq and is a predicted model, not a curated record. The coding region runs from base 1 to 1101 and encodes 366 amino acids. Gene Ontology annotation, biological process: protein peptidyl-prolyl isomerization. Gene Ontology annotation, cellular component: intracellular membrane-bounded organelle. Gene Ontology annotation, molecular function: peptidyl-prolyl cis-trans isomerase activity. The transcript is spliced from 10 exons. Lineage: Eukaryota; Viridiplantae; Chlorophyta; Chlorophyceae; Chlamydomonadales; Volvocaceae.
AUGAUCCACGGCUCCAUAUCUACACACACGUACAUGUUUGGUGCAUCGGGGCUGGGAGGGUUGACGUUUGAGCCCUAUACGAUGAGCUAUAUUGCAAAUAUCAAGUUCGAGAACACCCAUACCACUCGAUAUGAAAGCGCGAAUACUCUGGAAGACGACAUGGAAAUGCAAAGAGCGCUUGCCGCAAUCGACGAGAUGAACGCCAAGACGCCUCCCCCGCCUGCCCUUUCCCGGGAAACAUGUCACACGGAAGAGCAUUCAGAAAUUGACGGGCGUGUGGUCAAAUGGGGUGCGGACCAUUUCACGGAAACGGCCGGCGAAUGUUGUGCAGCAUGCACCAAGCACGCGGAUUGCAACGUGUGGGUUUGGUGCGCGGAGCCCAACGGCUGCGGCAGCGGCCGGUUACACAAGGAGUGUUGGCUCAAGAAAAACACGGUCAAAAACAUCAUCGACAGCCGCGGCUACUCGCAUCCAGGCAUUCCCUGGACUGCCGGGGCGCUGUACAAGCCUGAAGAGCAGCUGCGGGUGCUGGAGAGUGAGCAGCUGAGGCUGGAGAAGCUUCGAGAUGAUCCGAAUCUGCCGUUGGUGUACUUGGACAUUCAGAUCAAAGGGAAGUACAUUGGCCGCAUGAAGAUAGUGCUGUUCAAGGACGAGUCACCGCGCGCCGCGGAGAACUUCCGUGCUCUCUGUACGGGGGAGAAGGGUAUUGUGCCACAAGGGCACGAGGGAGCGGGCCGGCCGUAUCACCUCAAAGGCUCCACCUUCUACCGCAUCAUUGACAGGUUCAUCGACCAGACGGGCGCCAACACGGAGUCCAUUUACGGAGGUGCUUUUCGGGACGACCCGGGAGGUUUGGCACUGAAGCACGACCGCAAGGGCCUUCUUUCCAUGGCGAAUGCUGGCCCGGACACCAACACCAGCCACUUCUCCAUCCUCAUGGCACCUGCACCCCACCUGGACGGCCACUACACCAUCUUUGGGGAGGUGGUCGAGGGCUUUGAGAUCGCGGAGCGGAUCAACGCAUUGGCCCGCGGCAAGCCAAACAACACGGCAGGUCCAGAGGAGGAGGUGGUCAUCUCCGGCAGCGGCCAGCUGCGAUGA